CAACGUACUUUAAGCAAAUCCCCUACUUGCUUCCAGCCAAUCACUAACUCGAUGAUGUCUGUGCCGAUCUCGCUCCCACUGUCGUUUCCUGCCCUUUACACAGCCCAAAGUAUUACUCUUAUUCUCUCGCUAGCGGCGAAAAUCCCUUCCUCCUGCAAUCUUACUUAAAUCACAUCAUUACUCACAGGAGAGAACAGUCCGUUCAAAUCACACAGCUAACAUCAAAGUACAACUAAGGACCGCCCAAAGCUUAGCAACCUCAUACACAUUAGUCUUCAACAGGUAACAGCCACAGCCAGAUUAUCCGAACCAUGUCCACAUCUUCAGAUACCCCGUAUGCGGAACUUGAACAGUUCAAUUUUACUGGAGGUUUACCCUCCUCCACCGAUCUGGCCCCUUCUAUAAUUUUCAUCAUAGCUUAUGGCCUCCUUUUACCUCUUCUCUUAUGGCGCAUCAUCACGAAACAAUAUCGCACGACCAUCCUCAUCCGUCCUGCAGUUUUCGUCCUCUGUCGACUUGGCUCUUUAGGACUCCGGGCGUACAUGUCAAAGAAUGUCUAUGGUGAGGGCGAGCUCAUUGCCGAACUGGUCAUGAUAUCUGUUGGACCCCUUUUCCUCAUCGAACCAAUCAUUUCAUGUUGGAGACUCCAUAUCGAGUCGGAUGUUCCUAAGGCAGAUCAACCCAGAUGGGUGAGAUUGCUAUCAAUAAUCCUUCGCGUUGGCCUUUUCGCCGCCAUCAUCACAGCUAUCGUAGGCUCCUCCCUCAUUGGAAAUGCUAUCAUGGAUUCCAGCAUGAUGAAUACCGUGAACUCACUGCGGAGGGCUAGCAUGAUUCUUUCUAUGGUUGUUGUUGCUGUCGGCUUUGUGGCAACAUUCCUCACCCAACUGCACUUCUCUCUCACGCUUCGUAGCACUAUAUGGCUUUACUGCCUGGAGGCCUGUAUGAUAAUAGUGACCGUCUAUAAGAUUGCGCAAUUUGAGUCGAGCGAUCCUGAUGCGGCCGCUCGAUCACAAGUCACCUUUUGGGUGUUACAGGUUUUCUUUGAAUUAAUCGCCUUUAUUCUCAUUGUUGCCAUUCCCAUCCCGCAAUGGUUCCCGGGUUCCAGCAAAAAUGUUGACUCUCACGCUCGGGAUAUGGAAAUGUGUUCAAAACGUUCUGUGUUUUCUGUACAAAAUAAUAAGUCAGACUCAGCGGUCUGAUCUCGUUUUUCGUUUUUCAUUGAUGCUGUUUGGGGCAGAUCCUUGAAGGUCAGCUAUAGAGAUCGUUAUUACUUGAAAAACAUGACAAGUAUCUUCCAAUAUUGAAUAUCCCAGGCAAAACGGAUGCAUCUUCAGGAUCAGGUUAUUUGGGAUAGUGGAUCAUGAAUGUACAAUUUUUUUAAA
This is a messenger RNA of Cryptococcus deneoformans JEC21, 1382 nucleotides long. RefSeq lists its product as hypothetical. The transcript is spliced from 5 exons. Lineage: Eukaryota; Fungi; Basidiomycota; Tremellomycetes; Tremellales; Cryptococcaceae. Bases 312 to 1199 code for a protein of 295 amino acids. The record is from RefSeq and is a predicted model, not a curated record.